This is a messenger RNA of Punica granatum (pomegranate), 1620 nucleotides long. The record is from RefSeq and is a predicted model, not a curated record. Lineage: Eukaryota; Viridiplantae; Streptophyta; Magnoliopsida; Myrtales; Lythraceae.
GUUAGGCGAAACUCAGACACCCGAGUUAUAAAAUAAUUAAAAAAAAAAGAUUUGCCCGGCGAUCCCAACGGUCGAUUCAAACACCCCCACGAACUCAGUCAACCGUCCUCCCCACCCCCAAAAUGGCCGCCGCACCGUCCGGCCCGCCGACCGACUCGCCGGUCCACGACCCAGAUCUCGACAACCUUGUCAGCCUCGUCGCGGAUAUCCCAGUCGAGAUCGUGAGCGACGACGAGAUGGCCCUCCUCGAGACCGCCCUCGCACUGGCCUCCUCCCGCGCCUCCCUCUCGUCUUCCUCCUCCCUUUUAUUCCAACGGAACGUCCGGUCGAUCUCGUCCCUGCCGAAGAGGCGGCUGUCGGGCUGCUCCGUUCCCGACAUCGAGGAUUCCAGCGACAGCGUUGCUAAGAAGAGCAGAGCUCCUCCGUCGCUCUUUCACCGGUUUAGGAAGAAAAAGGGCUUGUCCGUCACCGACAUUACUGCUACUGAAUGGUGUGAGAAGCAGAUGGAGUUUGUUCUUCUUCGGAGGAAGAAGAGGACUACGAAAGCCAUGAGGGCAGGCAGCGAGCGGCAUAAGAAACUCGAACAAGAGGUUGUGAAGAAAGUGAAGGUUCGAGUGAAGUCGACUGAAGACAGAUGGGCUAUGAGGUUCAUGAACUUCAUAAUUGGUGCAAAUCAGUUGUUGUUCGACGGGUUAACCCGUGAACUGCCUCUAAUAGGGUUCGUCCAAGGUGCUUGGAUGGUGGGAGUGAUUGACGAGAUACAGAUGCCCGUCUCUGAAUCUGAGAGAAUCCCGAUAUUGGUGGACACUAAAACUCGUGUUCGAAAUACACUUCCAGCAGAGCCUCAGAGGAGAAAUGGAAGGCUUCAACUAAUGUGCUACAAGUACAUGUGGGAUGAUGCAGUGAACGAUAACUUCCCUACCAAGAAGUUCUUUGAUUUCUUUAAUUUGAAUCCUUACCUUUUGCUAUCCAAAGAGAUCAGGGAGAGUGCUGCUAACUCCGGUUUUCCUGCAGAGACGCUCGACGAGAUUGUGAGAUAUUAUCGGAACACAUGUAAGAUGCUGCCACCUGCUCACAGUCAGCUAUUACUGAGAUACGAAUUGCAGAGGGACCAUUCACUGCUCGGUGAAGACCAGUUCGAGUACAACCAUGAAUUGGUUGAGGGUCAGAUUCGGACAUGUCUGGAGUUCUGGUUCGGAGAAAGGGAAGCCAAUUACACUCCCGAUGAAGAGUGCUGGAAAUGCCGAUUUUGUGACUUUGCUGCAGAAUGUCGUGUAAUAACUGCCGGAAAAGGGGCUUCAAGCUCCACAGAUUCUAGCCUUAGCACAAUGUCAAGCUGAAGAAACUCAUCGUUUCCAUGCUGUCAAAAAGCAGCUGUUUUUUUUUCGAGCUGCUUUCACAUGAUAGCCUCUCCAGGUUUCAUCGAUAGAUAGAUUAGUAUUCAUUAAUCUAUUGUUUGUAGUAUUUAUUUGUUGUUUGAUUCCAAGUGUAAAAUGAAAAUAUUUCUUUUGCAUUAUGAUGUCUUGAGUUCGGUGGUUUGUUUUGUGUCAUCGAAUUUGCAAGUGAUGUAAAUUCCUAAAAUGACAUUUAUAUGAUAUGAUACCUUGUAAUUUCGUAAUA